Messenger RNA from Harmonia axyridis, 1558 nucleotides. RefSeq names its product putative carbonic anhydrase 3. NCBI's taxonomy places the organism in Eukaryota, Metazoa, Arthropoda, Insecta, Coleoptera, Coccinellidae. The record is from RefSeq and is a predicted model, not a curated record. Gene Ontology annotation, molecular function: zinc ion binding; carbonate dehydratase activity. The transcript has a single exon. Bases 65 to 1219 code for a protein of 384 amino acids.
AUCCAUAUGACAUAAAAAUGACAAUUCUCGCCUUUCAACGAAAAUUUUAUCGUUCCUAUCAGGUAUGGAGUCUCCGAUAGAUCUAUAUGACGAUAUAAUAAAAAACCAAGAGAUCGAACCCUUCGAAAUAGUGGACAUCGAGAAGCAGAUAUACGGAGAAGUGAUGAACAAUGGCGAAUGCAUCAACAUCUCCGUAUCGAGUCAAAACAGCCCCAUAAUAAAAGGUGGAGGACUCCCUUACCCCGAGUAUGUUGUCUCCCAAUUCAUGUUCCGAUGGGACUCAGAACAUACCAUAAACAGGGAGCAAUUUGCUAUGGAAGUACAAAUUGUAACGAUCGCCAAGCAAUGCAUGAACUUUGAUAACGCCCUGGCCAAAGGCGGCGUCGCCAUAUUCUCCACUUUGUACACUUUGUCCUUGAAUGAUAAUGAGGGUCUCAACGAGCUCCUACCUUUAAUACCCUUCAUAAGCGACGAAAUCGGCAGGUCGGUACCUUAUGAUGUUUUGAAGUUAAGCCACUUCUUCCCGAAGAACUUCAACGAAUUCUACCGAUACAAGGGUUCCCUGACUUUCCCACCUUUUACAUCCGGGGUCGUUUGGACCAUUUUUAAAGAGAAACAGCCGGUGACGAGGCCACAAAUGGGACUUUUAUGCGACAUCCAAGAUGAGGACGGUCGACUAAUCGUCCGCAACAAUUCGGCUUCAAGGAAUGAAAAAACCGUGUUUUAUUCAUCCGGUAAAAAGAACAAAUGCCAGUAUCCUUCAAGUCAACAAAAACCGAAAAAACAGGAAGUUGAAGAAGAGGGGAUAAACAAAACUUUCUUCGAAUCAAUUUUCCAUGAAGGACCAAAAGUAGCAAAAGGAAAAAAAAAGCUUGGUAAUGGCAGCCGAAAUUCUGGACAGAUUAGUGAAAAUGAGGAAACAUGUUAUAAGUGGGGUUAUAAGAAGUUGAAUGAUAAUAAAUCGGGUUCUAACAAGUUAGAUGAUAAUCAAUCGAAGUAUGAUGAGUGGGGUUAUAACUUUUCUGAGGUUGAAAAGGAAGGAACAGCUAACGUCGUAUUACAAAGUAAAAGGGAAAUACAAAACACAAAGACUCAAACUGAUGUCAAACGGAAACCUAUGCCUACGACAAGAAGUAAUGACGCUCUAAAUUACGGAGUAUGUUGCUCAGACAAAAAUAGCUCUCCUUCCAAACCGAAUCCAUUCAUGCUUGAUUGGUAACUAAAUACAUUCGUGCUUAGCAAUCAAGCUGGUUUCACACCACUCAGAAAUUAGAGAAAUUUAGUAUCGACCAGUUUUUUGUACAAUAAAUUUUGGGAAAUAACGCUUUCACAAUCAACAGAUUCUUUAUAUGUAGUAACAAUAUUUCUGUACAAAUUAUUUGACGUGCUUUUUCUAUACAUGGUCAGCUUGGUUGAAACCAAUUUCAAAUUAACAUGAGACACAUGAUAUUAUAGUCUAAAUCAUUUCUGUGAGUGUACUAAGAAUAUAAUGGGUAUCUGCAAAAAAAAAUUACUGCAUGGAAUGAAUUGUAUCAGCUGAAUAUAUGGAAAAAUGGAA